AUGCAAGCCUGUCUUACUUGUCCUAUCCGAGAGCCCAGUCCUGACUAUCAAGGCAGGAAAGGGCGUGGUCCGCGUACUACUGUUUUGAAGCAGGAUCCAGCGAUUCGUUCUAGAACUCCGGGUCGUCAAACGAAACCCAUCAAGCCUCCAAGAUCACCACCUUCAUCUGACACUCCCUAUGAUUCAUCAGACGAUGAUAUAAUUGCACCAAUCAACCCUCCUCCCAUACUUCGUGAUCUAUCUAGCUAUGCGAAGUGUAUAAGACACAGAGCCAAGCCCUACCAGAGAAGUCCCAAUGUAAUAGACCGCCUCUGUGGUGAGGAGUGUGUCGGGUGCGGUGUCUCCAAGGAUUUAGUAUCGGAUGUUCAAAGGGACAAAGCUACCUUGCAACGUAGAAUGCAGCAUCUGAGUCCUGAGGCCCUCGCUCAAGCUGUGAUCGCGGUUCAGGCUGAUAUUGAAUGGAGGCGCGUGCAUGCAAUUGCAGCAGCUUUGCGUGUCGAUGCGGUUCAUCAACAUUCCAAGUUUCUCGACAUAACCGUUCAGAGUGAAACUGAAACAUAUAUCAAUGCUUCCUCGGAACCAUUCAACACCGCGAUAGAAGCACUCUCUGGUUGCACUACGGAUGAGCUUAUCGAUCGCAAAAAUUGCAGUAUUACCACGUACGAACUUGAUGCGACGUCGUUCGCUACUGCUGAUAUGGAAUUUGAACAAGUUCAGAGUUUUGCGUCACCUCUUCUGCAAUCGGAUGAUAGCACCACCAGUUCGGAUGAAGAAAACUUCUGA
Molecule: messenger RNA, 783 nt
Organism: Suillus fuscotomentosus
Lineage: Eukaryota; Fungi; Basidiomycota; Agaricomycetes; Boletales; Suillaceae
Exons: 3
Coding region: 1-783 (260 amino acids)
Source: RefSeq, a predicted model, not a curated record